UUUAUUUUAUUAUGAAAACUACUAUGAAGGAAUCCUUAGGCUGAUUGCUUCUGCUGGUUCUCUUUCUAUCAAUAUCCAAAGGAAGAGAAACUAAGCUUCUAGUUGACUUACAAGAACAUGGAAUUACUGCUCCAAGAUAUACUCAAAACCCUGAUUACAUUGUGACUUUCAAUCAAUAUGAAGAAUCUCCUGGGGAGUUAACUGAAAAAGGAAUUUUCCAGAUGCAAAAACAUGGUAAAGAACUAAGGAAAGAAUAUAUCCAAGAUAAAGGCUUCCUUCCAAAUGACUUCAAGCCUCAAAACUUCCACCUUGAAGCAUACAGAGAUGAGCCUAGCACUCUAAGCACUUAUUCUUCAAUGUUAGGAGUUUAUCCUGAUUCCAUUAACUGGAUCCAAUAUCAGCACACCAAUGGAGACUCUGGAGCUCCUUUCGAGAAGCAGGAUGAAAACAAGGUUAGAAAAACUUUAGGAUUAAGUCCUAAUCCAAGCCAGCUCACAACGAGAGAAGCUACAAUUUGGUCAGAGAGUGAUGGCAAAACUUUCUUCAAUGAUCCUCUCUCAAAUUGACCUGAGAUGCAGAAUCAAAUUUCUAAAAACCUUCAAGAUGCUCAUGACAAAUAUACUAAAAACAGAAGAUUUGAUGCCCUUUUUGAUAAGAUGGCAAAUACUUUUGGUGUCGAAAGAAAGGAGAUAACAUUUAAGAGUGCUCAUCUGUACUUAGACGAUUUUGUGACUUCACAAGCUAAUGAAAAACCAGUUCCAGAGUUUGACGAGCAGUUUGUAACAGAACAAAUUAUUCAAAAUUACUACAGAAAAUACUACUUUGAAGGGCUCUUCGGGGAUAACCUUGAUCUAGCCAGAGUAGCAUCAACUCCAUACUUCAACUAUCUUCUAACGGCUAUGUAUGCUAAAUAUAAAACUGAGAAAGGAGAAUUGACAAAUGAUCAUUAUGAAAACCUCAAAUACGCUCAGUUCACAGGCAAUGAGAAUGCAAUGAUAGCAGCUAUUAAACUUCUAAACAGAAAAACCACCGAUCCUGAUAUCUCUCCCAAGUUUGGCUUGACUCUCAGAUUCGAGCUAUUCGAAGAAGCAGGAAAAUAUUUCGUAAAAACCACACUUGAUGGGAAAACAUUUGAUCUUGACGGGAGUCCUGAUGGAAUCAUGUCAUAUGAGGACUUCAUGAAUUUGAUAUAUAGCAAGCUAUAUUUUGGAGACAUUGGCAAUUACUGUAGGGGAUUUGAUACCUUGCAAGGUAAUGAUAAACCAAUCUUGAGCAGCUAUGAAGAAUACAUCUGGAACAUCAAUCCUGAAAUGAGAAUCAGCCAUCAGCUCUCAAGAAGAGGAAAAACUAAAUUUAAUGAACAGUCUUUCGUUGAACUUCUCAAAGACGGAACAACACCAGGAAAGAAUGAUGAAUUUGAUAAAUAUUACUCUUUUAUUCAAGAUCGUAUGAGUCCUACUGGACAGCAAAAUCUGUAUAAUAAAGUUGCUCCUGAAGAAAGAAAGUAUAUGCUCGAGACUUCUUCCUCCAAUUCAAAUUAUGAAUAUUCUCAGCCUGUGAAUACUUACAGUAGUAAUAGUUACACUCAGGCUGGAGGAAAUACCCAAUAUCAGUAUUCUCCACAGCAAUAUUCACAGCAGUAUUCUCAACCAGUUACUACUACAAGCUAUGCAUCAUCUUCUCAGCCAGCAGGAUCAUCUACAACUUAUGUGUCAUCUUCUCAGCCAGCAGGAUCAUCUACAACUUAUGUGUCAUCUUCCCAACCAGUGAGAACAUCUACGAGCUAUGCAUCGUCCUCUCAGCCAGCAGGAUCAUCUACAACUUAUGUAUCAUCUUCUCAGCCAGCUGGAGCAUCCACGACCUAUGUAUCAUCCCAACCAACAGUUGUAUCUUCAAAUUACAUUGCAUCACCUCAACCCAUGGCUUCCUCUACAAACUAUGUAGCAGUUUCAUCCCAGCCAGUUCAGUCCUCCUCUCAAUAUGUUGUGUCUCAGCCAUCAGAUAAUGUAGAGUUUUCAAAUUUAGUUGAAACAUCAGCUGUGGAGUACAAUGCUCCUCCGAGAAAGAGUUUCCCAACAACAUAUGACCCUCAUGUAACAGUUGAAACUAAUGUAGAUGUGCCAUUCCUCCAUCCAGUUGAAGUAGAUCAGGUGGUACAUGAUGCCCAAGUUGUAGCAGUACCCCAGACAGUAAUUCAGGAGAAGAUAGUGAAGGUACCUCAACCAAUUAUCCAACAAAAGAUAGUCUCUGUUCCUGAAAAACCAACUGAAUUUCACCACAUAAACUUGAACAAAGCUCCACAACAAAGUAUUAGUUUUGCCCAAAGUGAAGAGCCAAAGAAAGAAGGAGAAUCCUCUCUGUGGUGGUGGCUAUUGCCUCUGCUGCUCCUUCUUUGUUGCUGCUUGCCUCUUCUUUGCUGUCUUCUCUGGUACCUUUUCUGUAGGAAUAGAAAGACAACUCAACCUAAGCCGAUUAGAAGAGUUGAAAGACAUGAGAUCGAGCCAAAACCUGUUCCUAGAGCAAGUAAUCAUGAAAAAGAAAUCGAAGAAGAUAUCAAAAAAGAGCUUGAAAUUUCUCGUAAUAGGAGAUCAAUCCGUGAAGAUAAGCCUGUGGUCGUUCACGAAACACGCUAUAUAGAACGUCCAAGACUUGUCGAGGAAAAAAACAUUGGAGUUUACGACAGAACUGCAACCUACGACACCAUAAACAGAGUUGAUCGCAACUACCAACACAUUGAUGAUGCUCACUAUGGUCAACAGAGACCUUCAGGAAGGAUCAUAGAAAGAAUCUACGAGCCAGAGACUGUUGAGGUUGUAGAAAGAAGAUCUGUCAGUAGAGGAAGACCCCAAAGUACAGGAAGAAGAAGCACUUAUGUAAACGAGAAGUAUAAAGCUGACUAUGUUACCUCUCCAAAUCGUCUUAGCAAUAUGGGAUAUGUUAACAGAGAAGUUCCAAGGGAAGUUGUGAGACAGACCAUCACUAGAGAUGAAGACUAUGAAAGAGAACCAAGAGCCAUAGGAACAACUCAAGAAGAGAGAUUUGCUAGAGAUGUCAUCCGUGAAGGUGAAGAUGUCUAUAGAUCCUCGAAGAGAAAUACUCGCCAAAGAGUAAGUCGAGGAAGAGAGGCUUCAGGAGGUAAUCAGCUAGUUUCUAGAGAAGUUGUCAGUCCAAAGGCUAGCAAUUAUGAUAGAGAAGAUAGGAGAGGCUACAGAAAAGCUGAAAAAGACAGAGAAUCUCCUCGCUCUUUCACAUCAAAUAGUAAUCUUAGAAAAGACGCUGCUGGAGUGAAAAGAGCAGACUCUAGCUCUGGGAGAAAUGUACAGAAAGAUCUAAACUACAAAAAGAAGAGAAACUUCGAUCAAUUCGAUAGUGAAGAAGAUGAGAGUCUCUAA
This is a messenger RNA of Moneuplotes crassus, 3392 nucleotides long. Lineage: Eukaryota; Ciliophora; Spirotrichea; Euplotida; Euplotidae. The record is from the annotation of a GenBank genome assembly.